UCUUGCUUGUGAUAGAUAUUAAUUAUCGCGCACACGAAAAGAGGGAGGGGGCGCAAAGAGAGAAGGGACUAGGACACGAGAACCACAAGAGAGAGAGAAGAAAAGCGAGAGAGAAAGGGAGGGAGAUUGCUGGAGGUGGAUCGAGGCGCCGGGCCGGCCGUGCAGAUCGGAGGAGGUCAUGAACAACUAAUCGGCACUCAUUUAUUAUGGAUUUGCACCAGCUAUUCAAGUACAGAUUGACUGGUGCUAACGUCUUCUGCGAAAUUCCCACUGAGAACAAUUUAGUGAACUCUUCCUGGCAAACUAGUCCACUGAAGUUAGAGUUCAGCAACUCUCCAUACACCCCUCUUUCUACCCAGCUUGAGUGUGACAAUUUGUCUGCUCUUAGCAACACUCCAGAUAACCAGAGCUCUACUGAAACCAUUUCAGCCCAGCCAAUCUCCCCGCUUGAAGCAGACAGCUCAUACAUAAAGGCAGGUGGCAUCAGUGAGAACAUCCAAGUGAGAUCUGAUCCAUUGUAUGCAACAUCAAGACAUAAUAUGCAGCAGACUUUGCGUGACAUUGAGAACGUUCUGAUGGCACCUGAUGCUGAUGAUGCAACAACGAGCGCAAAUCAUGAGUUUGAGGACACCAAGCCUUCUCAGCUCAUGCGGCAGCGGUCGAGGACAUGGAGCCAUGAGUCACGGCAGCCGUUGCCUGGAGUUGUUCGACCACAAUUUGCAUCUGGUGGAUUCCCCACGGCAAGCUAUGAGUUCCGCCCAGAGAAACGACAAAGGGAGUUAAGGGAGGAUCCACAACUCAUUGUGAAGCAUCUAUUAGUCAAGUGUGCUGAGGCAUUAAGUGAGAACAGGACAGAGGAGUUCCUAAAGCUUGUUCAAGAAGCUCGUGGGACUGUUUCAAUUAACGGGGAACCGAUCCAGCGUCUAGGUGCUUACCUACUUGAGGGUUUGGUUGCUAGGCAUGGAAACUCUGGUACAAACAUCUACCGUGCUCUGAAAUGCCGGGAGCCGGAGAGCAAGGAGCUUCUCUCCUACAUGAAGAUUUUAUACAAUAUCUGUCCUUACUUCAAGUUUGGAUACAUGGCAGCUAAUGGGGCGAUUGCAGAGGCAUUGAGAAGUGAGGACAAGAUCCACAUAAUUGAUUUUCAGAUUGCUCAAGGGACUCAAUGGAUUACACUGAUACAAGCUCUAGCUGCAAGGCCUGGGGGUCCACCUCAUGUGCGGAUCACUGGAAUAGAUGACCCGGUGUCGGAGUAUGCACGAGGUGAAGGUCUGGAAUUAGUUGGGAACAUGCUGAAAAACAUGUCUGAAGAGUUUAAUAUACCUUUGGAGUUUACACCUCUAUCUGUCUAUGCCACUCAAGUCACAAAGGAAAUGCUUGAGAUUAGACCAGGUGAAGCAGUUGCUGUCAACUUCACCCUCCAGCUACACCAUACCCCAGAUGAGAGCGUGGACGUCAACAACCCGCGGGACGGGUUGCUCCGGAUGGUGAAAGGGCUGUCCCCGAAGGUGACCACAUUGGUGGAGCAGGAGUCGCACACCAACACGACGCCUUUCUUGAUGAGGUUUGUGGAGACCAUGGAUUACUACUCUGCCAUGUUUGAGUCCAUCGACGCCAACUUGCCUCGAGACAGCAAAGAGAGGAUAAGUGUGGAGCAACACUGCCUGGCCAAGGACAUUGUGAACAUCAUCGCCUGCGAGGGGAAGGACAGAGUGGAGAGGCAUGAGCUCCUUGGCAAGUGGAAAUCGAGGCUGAGCAUGGCUGGCUUCAAGCCUUACCCGCUGAGCUCGUAUGUGAACUCGGUGAUCAAGAAGCUUCUUGCAUGUUACUCGGACAAGUACACGCUGGAGGAGAAGGAUGGGGCGAUGCUCCUGGGCUGGAAGAGCAGGAAGUUGAUAUCCGCCUCUGCGUGGCACUGACGGUUAUAUGCUCAUUGGAAGAAGAAAAGAAAACAGAGGUUAUAGAGCCAAGUCCCUGGUCUCCUUUGAUGUACCACCUGUACAUGAUGCUGUACACCCCUCAUUUGUUGCCUAAAUGUAGACCAGGAAUUGAGCAUUGACAGUUAGAUUGUAGAAGUUGUAUGAUAAUUACAGUUUUCCUGCGGUUCCCGUGUAGUAUUCGUGGUGAUUAUGUUGGAUGUAAUUUUCCAGGCAUGCUCUUGUUGAUCGGUCAAAUUUUCCCCACUCACGGAGCAUGCUGUGAGGCUGCAGACCACAGAGCAUACCAUAGUCAUGGGUCUGUGAAGAUGGUUUUGCAAGUGUUUUCUCUUAUGUCACUACCAUUACAUGAGCAGGUAGUGUGAGAUCAGUGUUUGCCUAGGCAAAAUAUGAUUGGGCUUUGGAUCGA
Hordeum vulgare subsp. vulgare (domesticated barley) is the source of this 2346-nucleotide messenger RNA. RefSeq names its product chitin-inducible gibberellin-responsive protein 1. Lineage: Eukaryota; Viridiplantae; Streptophyta; Magnoliopsida; Poales; Poaceae. The transcript has 2 exons. Gene Ontology annotation, biological process: regulation of DNA-templated transcription. Gene Ontology annotation, cellular component: nucleus. Gene Ontology annotation, molecular function: DNA-binding transcription factor activity; sequence-specific DNA binding. Bases 207 to 1919 code for a protein of 570 amino acids. The record is from RefSeq and is a predicted model, not a curated record.